CCUAACUUUUGUCUGCCUCUUUUCUCUGUGGAAGAAGUCUCCAAGAAAAGAAAUCCCCGGGACAGAAGGCGCGCCGGAUUACCUGGCUGCACGCGCGCGUUUAUUUACGGAUUAAUGUGGUCGCAAAGUUACGGAUUUAUCAUUUGUUGAAGCUGGUGGCUGAGGUGAGGCGCUUUCGGUUGGAGUGAAACCAUGUGGCUUCAGUGGUCCUGUCUGACGUUGUUGGCGCUCAGCUUGGGCUCCUGUGACCUGCAGACUUCGGAGCAAGGCGAUCGAUGCCCAGCCUUGGAAGUGGAUGAGUGGAAGUUUCCUCAGGAGGCCAGGCGCAACAUCACAGGCUUUAAUCUGGUGAGGCGAUUCUCCCUCCUCAAGAGCAAAGACGUCAAGAGGAUCCGCAACCCGCGAGGGCCGGCCAUCCUCCGCCUGGGCAAAGCCGCACUCCUACGGCCCACUGAGCAGGUGUUUCCUCAUGGCCUUCCUGAGGAGUUCACCCUGGUCUUCACUCUGGUGUUAAAGAAGGCUGCACUCAGAGACACCGUGUACCUCUUCCAGAUAUCUGAUCAGCAGGGAUACCCCCAGCUCUCCGUAGACUUCAACGGCCCCGACGGCACCCUCUCGCUCCGCGCGGGGGCCGCGGAGCCCGCGGAGGACCCGGCGAGCUGCGUAUUCGCCGGGGAGGGGGUGGAGGCCCUGAUGGACCUGAGCUGGCACAAGGUGGCGCUCAGCGUGCGGCGCGGCGCCGCCUCGCUCCACGUGGAUUGCAACUCCAUCGAGACCAGACCGCUGGGGCCCCGGAAAGUCCUGCCCACCGACGGACACACUCUGCUGGGCAUUCGGGCUUCAGACGCUGGGCCCGUGCAGAUGGACAUUCAGCAGGUGAUGCUGUAUUGUGACCCCUCCCUCGCCGCUCAGGAAGCUUGCUGUGAGAUACCUGGAGCUCGGUGCCCACCAGAUGCCACCAAGAGCCGCCGUGCUGCAGAGAAUGACCUGUGGGAAAACUUGUUUAACCAGGAGGGUUUUGCAUCGGAGGAUCUGUCUGAGAAAGUAGUUGCUGGCCCUAAAGGUGAAAAGGGUGACAGGGGUGAUGGCUGUUCUGGCUCCCAUUCAGGUCCAUGCACAGCGGGACCCAAGGGCCAGAAGGGGGAGAGAGGCGAGCUGGCGCCGCCUGCCAACUGGGGCGAAGCAGCAGGCUACAAGGGAGAAAAGGGUCGGAAGGGAGAGACCGGUGCUCAGGGUCUCACAGGCACUCCAGGGAGGGAUGGUCGCGGAGGGUCGAUCUGUGUCGUCGGCCCCAAGGGACAGAAGGGUACCCCAGGUUUGGUGGGUCCCGAGGGCUUGGCCGGGGAGCCAGGGAAGCCUGGGUUUCCAGGCACACCGGGAGUUGGAAGGCCAGGCCCACCAGGCCCUCCCGGUGAAGCGGUUGGUGUAAAAGGAGACAAGGGAGAUGCAGGGCCUCAGGGAGGAGACGGAUCGCCGGGAGAUCCGGGACCAAGAGGACCAACAGGGUUUAAAGGAAACAAGGGUGACCCAUGCGAGGUGUGCCCCGUGCUGCCUGCAGGCAUGGGCGACGCGGUGGCACUGCAAGGGAAGCCGGGCCCCAAAGGAGAGGCCGGAUUACCAGGGGUAGGCGAGAGAGGGCCGCCUGGGCCUCUGGGCACAGAUGGCAAAGCAGGACAGAAGGGCGAACCAGGAGUAGGAGGUUUCAAAGGAGAAAAGGGAGAGCCAUGUUCCGCGUGCCCAACUAUCGGGGAGUUACCUGGGAAUCUGGUCCCCGGUGGUCAGACCCUGCAGCAGAAGGGAGAGAGGGGAGAGCCGGGGAUUGGACAAAAGGGACAACGAGGAGAGCCUGGAAAUGUAGGAUCACCUGGGCUCAGAGGAGAAAAGGGUAACGCAGGAAGCAAAGGAGCAGAUGGAAAGCCGGGAAAGAGUGGAGCCAAGGGGCCCAGUGGCAAGGAUGGACAGAGAGGCUUGCAGGGAGCGCAGGGGCCGCCGGGACUUAGUCUUCCUGGCGCCAAGGGUGAGAAGGGUGAGUGCGGGCAGUGCCAGCCGUCGGAGGCGGGGAGCGGACCCGCCGGCAUGAAAUUACUCGAUGGAGGAAGAGGCCAGCCGGGCGAACCGGGCCUUCCAGGUCCGCCCGGACCCCCGGGACUCGGAGCGGAUGGCAAACAGGGCCCAGCAGGUCUUGCUGGUGCGAAAGGAGAAAAGGGGGAAGAAGGCGAUAAAGGGGAAAACGGACUCAACGGGGCUCCUGGAGUCCCGGGACUGCCUGGAGAGCCUGGUCCGGACGGACUUAUGGGCUUGAAGGGAGCAAAGGGCGACAGUUGUACCAGCUGUGCGUCUUCGGGAACUGCAGUGGGGGAUGGUGUCGCUGUGCAAGGCCCCAAAGGGGAGCGAGGAGACACCGGUCCCACGGGAGAAGGGAAGCCUGGAAGAAAUGGAAAACCAGGCUUACCAGGUGUGCCGGGUCCUUCGGGUCCCAAAGGAAUCAAGGGAGAAGCCGGAGUUGCAGCAAUUGGCCUUCCAGGACAACAAGGUGAAGAGGGACCAAGAGGACUCCCAGGACUUGGAGGACCUCCUGGAGCCAGAGGAUUGACUGGACCUGUUGGCCCUGCAGGAGAAAAGGGCUCCGUAGGAGAAGCUGGGCCUCCGGGACCACGCGGUCCUGAGGGCAUUGGAGUACCAGGCCCCCCGGGCAGAGAUGCAAACCCUGGUUCUAAAGGGUCGCCGGGGGCUGACGGCAAACCUGGACUUGAUGGCGCUAAGGGGGACAAGGGUGAACCAGGAGAGUGCAACUGCAUAACAUCUGUACAUUCAGGCACAGGCGGACCUGGAGCUCCAGGAACUCCAAUAAACACGUGGCAGCCCGGCCCUCAGGGCCCACCAGGACCUCCCGGCCCUCCUGGUCUGCCGGGGCCUCAAGGUGUGACUGGAAUGGACGGACAACCGGGUAUCCCUGGCAACGACGGGAUACAGGGGAAACCCGGUUUACCUGGAAACAUCGACCAGCUGCCUCAAGACUCUGCUGGAGCGGAUGAUGAUGAAACCUGUAUUGGAGGAGACUGCUCCCAAGGAUCUCCAGGGGUGCAAGGCACAGGUGGAGCCAAGGGAGAGAAAGGAGACCAGGGCAAGCCUGGUGUGACCCCCUUGGACGGCUGUGACAAGUGUUUGGAGAGACUGCACAAAGAGCAGGCGACACAACCUGCGUAUGAGCGAUCAGGAAUGCCAGGAAUUCCAGGGACGCCUGGAUCAGCGGGAACAAAAGGAGAGCCGGGGAUACCGGGAGAAAGAGGCAAAGCUGGAAUACCAGGAAUCAUGGGACCCCCCGGUUUCCCAGGACCUCCGGGCCCAUCGGGUUCAUCUGGUCAGAGCGGUGAGGCGGGGUCACCCGGCCUCCCAGGAACUAAGGGCGAGCAGGGCCUUCCGGGGACUUCAGGCUAUCCAGGAUCCAUGGGGCCGCCCGGGCUCCACGGACUGAAAGGCGAGCGCGGGAGCCCCGGAGCCAGUGGUCAGAAAGGAGAAUCGGGCGCUCCUGGUAACCCUGGAUACCAAGGACCGGCCGGCUCCCCGGGCAUUAAAGGAGACGCGGGACCGGCUGGGCUUGUUGGUGCCAAAGGCGAUCAGGGUUUCCAAGGACAACCAGGUUUCCCAGGACCACCAGGUCCUCCAGGUAUUGCAGGGAAAACUGGAAGGGAAGGUGCCACUGGGCUCAAAGGUGAAAAAGGCAAUGAUGGCACUCAAGGAUCUCAGGGUCCGACUGGCCCCCCGGGCUCUCCAGGCUCCCCUGGACUGAUGGGCCCCCCUGGCAUUGAGGGAUUGGAUGGAAAAGAUGGGAAACCAGGGCUGCGGGGAGAAGCAGGCCCUGCAGGCCCGGCAGGACCACGAGGGAUUCCAGGAUUCAAAGGGAAAAGUGGCCACUCCGGCUUCCCUGGACAGAAGGGUGAAGCUGGACCUUCAGGUCCACCUGGACCACCGGGCAGGGCGGGUCACGAGGGUGACCCCGGCACCCCGGGAGCUCCUGGGCGACCUGGACCCUCCGGCCACGUCGGUUCUGCAGGUCCAGCUGGACCACCAGGACCUCCUGGGCCAUCAGGAGUGGGUAUAACAGGAGACAAGGGCCAAGCGGGUGAGAGAGGUCUUCCAGGGAUGGGAGGAGCCCCAGGACCGCCCGGGCACCCCGGGUCCAUGGGAGAGCCAGGCAAUGAUGGUGAGGCCGGUAAAGACGGAUCGGUUGGCCAACCGGGUGAAAACGGGCAGCCAGGUCAAAAGGGUGAACCCGGAGAAGCGGGCCAGCGAGGUCCCGCCGGUGAAAGAGGCAGACCGGGGCCCCCCGGGGGUGGCGGUUACCACUCCAAGGACGCACAGCCCAUGAUUGGCCCAGUCGGACCCAGAGGAGAGAGAGGGAGCCCGGGUUCGGAGGGUUCUCCGGGAGCCCCCGGACCUGCAGGGGUGCCGGGAAAUGACGCGGUUGUGAAUUAUGAUGAAGUCAAAAACUUCAUCCGCCAGCAGGUCAUCAAGAUCUUUGAUGAGAGAAUGGCCUACUACCUGUCGCGCAUGCAGGUGCCAGUAGAGUCAGCCUCCCCGGGUCGGCCCGGGCCCCCCGGGAAAGACGGCAUUCCAGGUAAUCCUGGGAACCCAGGCGCCGCUGGAAUCCCAGGACACGUUGGCAGAACAGGGCGCCCGGGAGGCCAAGGGCCACCUGGACCACAUGGACCACGUGGAGAAAAAGGAGAUAAGGGUGUUGGAGAGAUGGGAGAUGUAGGACCUCCAGGAGCACCAGGUGUCCCAGGCCCCCAAGGCUAUGGCAAGAUGGGACCCCCGGGUCCCGUUGGCCAGCAGGGUGUUCCUGGGAUCUCUGGCUCUCCUGGCAAGCCUGGUACAAAGGGACUUGAUGGCCGGUGUAAUCCGUCAGACUGUAGGAGCCACCAAGUAGAGUACAGCCCCAAGGGCCCACCUAUGAAGGGCCCCUGGUAGAGGGCGAGAGGCGAUAAAGUAGAUGGACUGAAGCUAAGGGGACUUCAGAGACAACAGGAAGCCAAAGACCUAGUUAUAAAGUCAUAAAAUUUGACCUCCAGAUGAUAUCCAGGGGUAACUUUGCUGUUGAAUUGUACAGACGUACGCACACAGAUUUUAGUUAUAAGCAAAAAUGUUACAUUUUUCCACGAGCCCCGUUGGAAUGAGGCCUGAAAAGACUCACAAGCAGCACAUUUUCAUUGCAAUGUACUGAUAUUGCUUCAAUAUAUUAUCUUUUCUACUUUUUUUACAUUUUUUUUUAGAGCACUUUGCUUGGAUAUCUUUGAAUCUUUCUCACCAGAUCCCAUUUAGGGGGCAUCCCGUCCAUUUUAACUUCAACUUAGCGGUUGUGGUGUAAGAAAUCAUCCCAAGAAAUGUAUUUCAAUUCUGUAGAAAGUCAAACAUUUACAUCCAUACCAUUUCCAAAGAUUUGACUGUUUUGUAUAUAUUAAUAUUUAUAUAUUGUGGCCUUUUCUACUUUUUCAACAGAUUUGAUACAAUAAAUACGCUAAGUUAAAUACCCAGUUUUGUUGGUUAUUAACCAAAGGAAUAUUUUCAUUACGGUUUGUAAGCUUUUAAAAUCAAUUCAAGUGUUCAGUUUAAGAUGUAAAGAAGGUUCUAAGUGUUGCCAAAGUUUGUCCCAUUAUAAAUCUUAUAUUCUCACCCUAAAGCCUCUCAUUUAAAUCUGCAUUCCAAAUUAGCUGUAAUAGACUGGUUUCUGCUUCAACAGGAACUUUAUCAAGAGAAUAAGAGCAUUAAUUGAUUGUAAUGCAACCCACUAAGCAGCCAGUCAAGCACUCAAAGGGAAAAUAUUCUUCAAAUGAUCCCAAAUGGAUUUAACAGUACAUCUUACUUUUUUAGGCUUGUCUUAUUUCUUACUUUACCAUUUUUGUAAAUCUGAAAGGUCAUGUUUUAAAUCACUGCCAUCUCAACAAAGUUAAAUCUGCAUUUUAUACUUUGAGUACAGUCAGACCUCCUCACAAACUAAUCCACGGUAAAUGUUUGUUAAAACCGGAUUAAAUGGCUUUUGAAAGA
Pungitius pungitius (ninespine stickleback) is the source of this 6045-nucleotide messenger RNA. RefSeq names its product collagen, type XVI, alpha 1 (gene col16a1). Gene Ontology annotation, molecular function: extracellular matrix structural constituent conferring tensile strength. The coding region runs from base 193 to 4971 and encodes 1592 amino acids. Gene Ontology annotation, biological process: extracellular matrix organization. The record is from RefSeq and is a predicted model, not a curated record. Lineage: Eukaryota; Metazoa; Chordata; Actinopteri; Perciformes; Gasterosteidae. The transcript is spliced from 70 exons.